This is a messenger RNA of Cooperia oncophora, 639 nucleotides long. Lineage: Eukaryota; Metazoa; Nematoda; Chromadorea; Rhabditida; Trichostrongylidae. The record is from the annotation of a GenBank genome assembly.
AUGCAUCGCAAGCCAGCUAUGGCCUUGGAUGGAACGGAAAAGCCCGCUUUACGGGGCACUGUGCGGUUUGAUGACGUCUACUUUACCUAUCCUACUCGUCCGAACAACCUCGUUUUGAAGGGUUUGUCUUUGAUCAUCCCGGCUGGUUCCAUUGUGGCUCUUGUGGGUCCAAGUGGUGGUGGUAAAUCAUCUAUAGUAUCUUUACUGCAACACAUGUACGAACCGGACAGUGGGUCGAUAACUAUUGACGGUAUCCCUAUAAAGCAAAUUGAUCACGAGUAUUAUCAUGAGAAUGUAGUGUUAGUGGCACAGGAACCAGUUCUGUACAAUGGAAGUAUUAAAGAUAACAUCCUUUAUGGGUGUGAGUGGGCUACCGAGACCGAUAUGCUGGAGGCCGCUGAAAUGGCCAAUGUGCACGGUUUCGUUAUGGAGUUGGAAAAGAAAUACGACACCUUGUGUGGUGAUCGAGGCGUACAGAUGUCGGGUGGUCAGAAACAACGUAUAGCAAUCGCUCGCGCAUUGGUACGAAAACCUUGUGUGCUGAUUCUUGACGAAGCCACCAGUGCUCUCGAUGCUGAGUCGGAAGCUCAAGUCCAAGAGGCAAUCAAUCGGUGCGUUGACUUGCCAUCACUGGUGUGA